CGGCAACUUAAAAUUUGUAACCAAACCAUUGCUCAUGACUAUUUUAAGCGGGGGAGUCAAAUAUAAGAGGUGAUUACUACAAAUUUUCUUCAGUCUAUUCUAAAAGAUCGCCGGUCGUAAACAAUAUAUCAACAAUGGAUGAUGAUGAACAGAAAGUUGCAAUUAUGCGAAAAGCAUUCCAAAUGUUCGACACAACAAAAUGUGGUUUCAUCGAAACCAGCAAAAUUGCAACUAUUUUAAACACAAUGGGACAGUUGUUCGAUGAUAAUGAGCUACAGGCCCUUAUUGAUGAAAAUGACGUAGACUCCUCUGGAAAAGUUAAUUUUGAUGGUUUCUCCAAUAUUGCUGGACAUUUUCUUGAAGAAGAAGAUGCUGAAGCUAUGCAACAGGAACUUAAAGAAGCUUUCAGAUUGUACGACCGAGAAGGAAAUGGUUACAUUACAACCAGCACAUUGAAAGAAAUUCUCGCAGCUCUUGAUGACAAAUUGAACAAUGCUGAUUUAGACGGUAUCAUUGCUGAAAUUGAUACUGAUGGAUCUGGAACCGUAGAUUUCGAUGAAUUUAUGGAGAUGAUGACUGGCGAUUAAUUGCUUUAACACCUAGUUCGAUAUGUGUCCCGACAACAAAACAUAAUUGAAUAAAAGGAUUCUAAAAUCACAAAA
Messenger RNA from Bradysia coprophila, 662 nucleotides. It is a transcript of the gene TpnC25D, whose product is annotated as Troponin C at 25D. Lineage: Eukaryota; Metazoa; Arthropoda; Insecta; Diptera; Sciaridae. Gene Ontology annotation, cellular component: myosin II complex. The record is from RefSeq and is a predicted model, not a curated record. Gene Ontology annotation, molecular function: calcium ion binding.